AUGCGCAAUACCAUCAACAUUGACGAGUGGACACCUCGAGAUGUUGUAUCCAUGGAGGAAUGGUGCACAUCUUGUGGAGUUCAAAAGGAAGAAGCCCUUCAGCUGACAUUUAGCGACCCCAAUGACGCCAGAGAUAUUCAGGUCAUGACCAACCAAGAUCUUCCAGCCGGGCAGACAGUGAUGUUUGUACCCAGUUCCAUGGUUCUAAGAGGAAACUACGUUCGACAAGAACUGGGUGCUGCGACGGCAUCAGAAGAACUUUUGGCUCGGCGACUGGGACAAACGUCCGAAACGAUCUCGCAAUUCUAUCUCUUUCUCAAAAUUCUAAGAGAAUACGAAUUUGGAGAUCAAUCACCUUGGUUUCCUUGGUUGAAUUCCUUGCCACGAUACUUUUCCAAUGGGGCGUCCAUGACUCAUUUCUGCUGUACCCAAUGUCUUCCUCCCUUGGUGGGAAGCCUUGCCAAUCAGGAACGAAUCCGGUUCAUUCAGUUUUUUAGGGCUCUGCAAGAUGUGCAGUUCUUGACCACCGAAACCAGAAGCAAUCGACCACUGGCCAAAUGGGCCUUUGCCAUUGUUUCCACGAGAAGUUUUCCAUCCCAAGAUGGCACAGAUUACAACAUUGUUCCCAUGGCGGAUAUGUUCAAUCAUGGAACAAACACUGAAAUUCAAAUCAGCUAUGACGAAGAAGGCAACUGCUAUGCUGUCACAAACUAUGAUGUACCGGCUGGGUCACCCCUCAGAAUGUCAUAUGGGGACCCCACCAACCCGUCCAAAUUGUUUGCUCGCUAUGGUUUUCUGGAUGAAACUGCCCCUGCCACAUUUUGCAAAAUCAUGAUUACAAAUCCAUCGCAAGAGAUUAAGGACAUGGGGUAUGAUCAGUCCAGAAUGCUGUUCUACAAAGAUACUGGAGAAGUGUCGCCGGAGGUGUGGGAUGUCUUGCUGUAUCAAGUGUUGGAAUCUAACCCGUCGGAUCAACAAGUCUUGUACCAGGCUCAUAUGAAUGGGGACUUUGAGACCAAACAAGCCCUACAUGGACAAUAUUUCCUGCAAACCAAGGUAGCGCUGCAGAAUCAUGUCGAUAGCUUCUUGAAUUCGUUGCAGACAUUAUCCAAAAAGGCAGAGGGGAGAAAUUUGGAAAUUCAUCCCAGACUUCCCUUGAUUAUGAGGCACAAUGAGUUUGUCAGGAACACGUUCCUGUUAGUGAAGGCUAAUCUUGAUCAAAUGUAG
Seminavis robusta is the source of this 1227-nucleotide messenger RNA. The record is from the annotation of a GenBank genome assembly. Lineage: Eukaryota; Bacillariophyta; Bacillariophyceae; Naviculales; Naviculaceae.